UGUCACCUCAUCCCGCCACUAGUCUGACCCCAGCACCAUCUUUCUGCCUGGUAGUGCCAGUGGCUGGUGCCACCAUCACGAUGGCAAGGAUGGAGCCGGUGGUGCCAGUGGGCGAGAAUGUCAACCUGAGCUGCUCCGUGCGGGUGGGCACCGCGCCGGUGACCUUCACCUGGCUGCGGGACGGGCAGGAGCUGGACUCGGGGCCCGUCCUGUCCCUGGGUACUGUGGGGCCAGCACAUGCUGGGACCUACCAGUGCCUGGCCACCAACCGCCUCGGCACCCACCGCAUCUUCCGGGCACGCAGCCUGGCUCUGGCCCUCUCGGUGACGCAGCCAAGACAGGGAGGGCAGCACCAGGGCACAGGUGGGGGCUACGCCCAUCUUCCCCCCCGCCCCCCUGGUCCCGCAUGGGUGUCCAGCCCCCCAGGGUCAGGGCUGACCUGGGCUUGUCCCUGCUCUGUCCCCAGCCAUGGCCGUGGGGCUCAGCAUGUCCCUCCUGCUCCUGCUCGUGCUCACUGCUGCCAUGGGCUGGUACCUCCGGCGCCGGUGCCGUGCAGGUGGGUCACCCACACCGGGGGGCUGGGGACCAGGUCUGUGGUCCCAGGUGGGGUAAAAGCCCCCCACACCGGCUGGGGGGUGGGCAAUGGGGCUGCACCCUGCAUCCCUCAUCUUAGCUAGGGCUGAGCCCCCAGCGCCCUUGGCUCAGGGUCCUGGGCGGGUCUUAGGGGCCCUCCCUGCUUGCAGCUCAUGUACCCCCAUCUCAGCU
Molecule: messenger RNA, 765 nt
Organism: Haliaeetus leucocephalus (bald eagle)
Lineage: Eukaryota; Metazoa; Chordata; Aves; Accipitriformes; Accipitridae
Product: V-set and immunoglobulin domain-containing protein 10-like
Exons: 1
Coding region: 81-677 (198 amino acids)
Source: RefSeq, a predicted model, not a curated record